AUGCCUCUAGAAUGGCGCAUAUACGAAGGCAACGACCUGCAAUUCGAUAAGCACAGUUACUUAGUAAAACUGGAGUUCCAGAGGACGGAAACGCUAACAGUCACUAUGUGCAGUGGUUCCAUUAUAAGUAGCUCCUGGAUAAUAUCCUCAGCGCAUUGUUUUCACGGUAGCGUCCGCACGGUACUCGUCUCAUAUGGUACGAAGAGGGGCUUGAGACGAAUAGCAAGAGUCCACAAGAGGGACACAUGGUUGCACCCGAGUUUCACACCAAAGGGCGACGCCGUGUUAAAUAGGGAGAGGGACAUUGCUCUACUUCGUUUAAGGCCAGCAAUUGCAAGUGACGCUAACAUAAAGCCGCUAAAACUGGCGGCGAUAUACCCUCGCGCUGGCGAGCCGGCAACCAUCGCCGGGUAUGGGCGGACAGAAGUUUAUUCGACUCCUCCAAAACAGGGUGCUGUGGUGAUAACGCAGUGCCCCUUUCCAAAAGGCACCGCGAUAUGUACUGAAGGCGCGGUGAGAACGGCCCCUGGAGAUUCGGGUGGCCCACUGAUUUAUGACGACUCUUUGGUAGGCCUAACAUCCGCGGGAUGUACUGACGUGCAAACAAAUAGAAUGUGUCUUACGGUGUACACAAGUAUUGCUGCGAAUAUAAAUUGGAUAAGACAAGUUACAAAGAUUCCUGUAACUAUUAUAAUUUCUGCA
Molecule: messenger RNA, 702 nt
Organism: Iphiclides podalirius (scarce swallowtail)
Lineage: Eukaryota; Metazoa; Arthropoda; Insecta; Lepidoptera; Papilionidae
Source: the annotation of a GenBank genome assembly